Molecule: messenger RNA, 1335 nt
Organism: Bactrocera oleae (olive fruit fly)
Lineage: Eukaryota; Metazoa; Arthropoda; Insecta; Diptera; Tephritidae
Cellular component (GO): extracellular region
Molecular function (GO): chitin binding
Source: RefSeq, a predicted model, not a curated record
AUCGAAUGCAUCUAUGUUGACAACAAAUAUUAACACAAAACUCAUAAUCAAAAAUUGUGUGCUUUCCGACAGAAAUCAACUAACAAGCUGGUUACAAACAUGUAACUAAACAAGUUAAAUUAGCGCAGCUGAUCGCCUCUCAAUUGAAAGGUAACGUCAUAAUCAAAUCUGACACAGCAAGGGCAUGCACUGCGGCGAGUGAGCGAUGCAAAAAGAUAAAUUGCCAAAUGAACGAAGCUCUUAUCAGUCGGAUGGCGUAGAUUUGCAAUUAUCAUCUGCGAGCGAUAUGCGAUGCAAAUCGUAAGUGCGAGCAACAUAAGCCGCUAUUUAAAGCGCACGAAGGUCGUCGAAUCGGCACAGUACACCACGGCGCGCAGCAAGUUCAAGUGCAGAUCGACAGCUGAUUUUCAUAUAGCAAACUAAAACAUUUGAGUUUUUCUCAUAUUUUAUCGCGCACACGAAUUUUCUUUACCCAUAGCAUGAAAUCACAAAAGAUAUGCACUCGAAAUAUACAUUUUUGCUCAAUUCAACUAACCGUUAACAUUUGUACGAUAUUGGCAACAAUGUUGCUGCAACAUGUUGCUGCCGCAACUGAAUUUGUUUCACACAAAGAUUGUAACAAUGCGCCGAAGGGCACAAUUAUUGCCAAUCCCGUCAAUUGCAGCCAAUAUAUAAUUUGUAACGGUUUGCGUUCCACGUUGGGCGAAUGUCCGGCCAAUACAUAUUUCAAUCCGAAUGUUUUGUCUUGCGACAAAACGUAUUUGGCCUGCAGCGGCAACAAUAUCAUAAUAACAGUGUCACCAACAACAACAGCUACAACAGUUACAGAAGCUGAAGAGUCGUCUACGUUCACGCUUUUGCUCAUCACACGUCGCUUACUAAAUACCUAUCAACGUCCGCUAGGCAAUAACGGGCCGGGCAGCAUUGCUUUUAUAUUGAGUUUAUCAUUGGCGUUAUCGCCGGCUUAUGGGCGUCCUGUCUGCAUCAGCUGGUACGAUCAGCAAUUCCCGCAUGCCAACAACUGCGAGUACUAUUUCCAAUGUGUUAGCGGCUUUCUCAGUGUGCGUCGUUGCUAUUUCGGUUUUGGCUGGGACUUGAAUCGCCAGCAGUGUGUGCCCAUGCAGCAGGCGCAUUGUUUCCGCCCAAAGCUCGUACGCUAGUGCGCCGCUGCGCUUUGUUUGUUUUGUAUUCUUUUGUUGUUGACAUUUUGUUUAAUGCACAAAUUUGUUAGUUGCUUGUUUUUAUUAUUAUUACGAGCUGUUUUGAUGAAGUACACUCGUAUAAACAUUAGUGUGUGUGCCGGAAUCUUUAUUUAGUUGUAUGAAAAUAAUUUAA